CGCGCGUGCACUGUUCCUUCGUUCCUUGGUGUGUGUUGACUGCUACGACUCCAACGUAUUUGUCGACUGCUCCUGAGGAGGUGGCAGAAUUGUUGUUCCACUGCGAAAUAAGUUCUUAACGACAGAUAAGCUGAUGCUGGUAUGAAGGUCAGUGUGUUUGUGGGUUUACUGGCUUUGCUGCUUAUUGUUGACCUGUUUGAGGAAGUCCAGGCAGCCAGAGUCCAGUACCAGUUUAAGAAAUACACUUACAGGAAGAAAAGAGACGAUAAGAUAUACAAGAACACCAAACAGCCUUGUGAAGUGAACCCAGACUGCCUAGCCAAACGAGGAGCUGACCAAGCCAUCUGUAUCCGAAAGUGCGUCUCCGAAUUCUGUUACCAGGAUAUUUAUUCUGCUGAUGAGCUUGAAGAAGGGGAGAUUGAUGUGAGGUUGAAUUCAUUCAAAGGUUGUGUGGCACAGCGAAAAUAGAAUUGUGUCAUGGUCAAGACAUUGUUCAAUAUAGAAUAAUUUUCCUGUAAAAAGUUUGGCUUAUCCUUCAU
Messenger RNA from Mya arenaria, 539 nucleotides. RefSeq lists its product as uncharacterized. The coding region runs from base 142 to 468 and encodes 108 amino acids. NCBI's taxonomy places the organism in Eukaryota, Metazoa, Mollusca, Bivalvia, Myida, Myidae. The transcript has 4 exons. The record is from RefSeq and is a predicted model, not a curated record.